Molecule: messenger RNA, 2661 nt
Organism: Megalops cyprinoides (Indo-Pacific tarpon)
Lineage: Eukaryota; Metazoa; Chordata; Actinopteri; Elopiformes; Megalopidae
Product: cilia- and flagella-associated protein 58-like
Exons: 20
Coding region: 1-2661 (886 amino acids)
Cellular component (GO): cytoskeleton
Source: RefSeq, a predicted model, not a curated record
AUGACGGAGGAAAAUUCUCUUCAGUCAAGAGCUGAAGAAAACACAACUGAGGCGUUUGGCGAUAUUGCCCAGAAACUUCUUAAUGAACUAGAAGGCGAUGAAGACCUGGAGACGUACCGGAACGAAUAUGGAAAUCUUGUCAAAGCCCUGCAGAAGUCCAAAGACAAUGAGAGGGGGAUCUUGAUGAAAUGCGUGGAGUUUAAAGCAGUGACAGUAUCCAACUCAGUCAAGCUGGAUACUGCUCAAAAGUUGGUCGGAGACGAUAAAAACACUGCCAUAAUCUUGAAGAAGGAAGUGAAUGACACUUGGCGAAGAGCGGAUAUAGCUCGUGGUAAAGAGGCGGAUACGAGGGAGACAAUUGAAAAUUUGGAGCAUGAAAUUAAAACCCUGACAGAGCUUCUCAGACAAGGAGCUAUGGGUCAGAUGUUCAAUUUGGAUGAUCUGCUGAAAACCAGUGAUGAGCUAACACAGGAACGAGAUGACCUCCUGACUGAGGUGGUGAACAUAAGGGACAAUCUUACAAACGCCACCACUACGCAACAAGAGCUGGAAGUCCUACAGGAAAAGGCCAUGGAGAAUAUAUUACAGCUUCAGCAGGAGAUGCAGGUGGCCCAGGACGAGGUUUCUCGUGAGACACUGAGAAAGGAGAAGGCAGAGAGUGACCUUGAGCAGCUGCACUCAGAGCUGGAUGCCAAGCAGUCAAAAAUCAAAGUUCUGACUAAGCAGAACCAAAAGAGCAAGGACCGGCAGCAGAAGCUGGAAAAACACCUGCAAGAGCAGAGGGUCCUCACUGAGAAGGUCGCAAUGGAACUAGAGAAGCUGAAAACCAAGAAUGCAAAACUGCAGCAUGAGAAGGAGUACACUGCUGAGAGUGUAGAGCAGCUCACCUUGGAGAAUCAGCAAAGGGCGUCGGAGCUAAAGAUAAAAGAGGACGAGGCUGAUGAGAUACGUGAGGAGAUAUCCAAAAUAGAGCUGAUGAGGGAGACCAGUCAGAGGAAAUUACAUCAGAUGGAGGACCAGAAAAUGGAAAUGGAACAACAGAGAGAAAUGAUGAAAAAACAGAUGGCAGCACUGGAGAGAGAACUGGAAUCUACACAAAAACAGAUGAAGAUUGAUAAGAAAGCUAUAAGGGAACUGAUGCGAGAGAGAGACAUCCUAAAAACAAACGUGAUCAAAGCUGCCAAUGAGACAAAGAGGCAGCUGAAUGUGGGGAAGCUCCAUGAGCAGUCCAAGAAGAGCCUGGAACAGGAGAUCAGAAACUACAAGGAGGAAGCUCAAAAACAACAUAAGAAGAUCAGUCAGCUGGAGAAAGAGAGAGACCGCUAUGCUAAUGAAGUCAAUGAAAUCACAGAGAAGACUCACCACCUGACCGAGUAUUCCAGACUGAGAGAAACUCAGAUCUAUGAGUACAGAAAGAAGAUUGCUGAUGUGGAGAAAAGAGUCAAACAGCAACAGCUUCUCUAUGAGGCAGUGAGAUCUGACAACACCCUCCACAACAAGCACCUCAAUGAAAUUCAGGCUGACAUUACUGAAGUGAAGACACAGUUGAAGAUGAUGCAAUGUGAUGCCGACCAGUUGAAAGAGGAGAUAAGUGGAAAGGAAUCUGCUCUGGAAAAGGAAACUGCAGAAUUCCUGGAAGUGGAGGAGGAGAAUGAGGAACUUAAGGAAGAGCUUCAGAAUAUGAAACAGCAGGCUCAAGACACAAAGCAGCUCAUUGACCAUCAGGAGGAAGAGCAGAUAAAGCUCCUCAAGAUCAUAGAUGAUACUGACGCUGAAAGACAAAGACAGAGGAAACAGCUGAAUCAGGUGAUUCGUGAGCGGGAUAUUCUGGGCAGGCUGCUGGUGGACCGAAAUGCAAAAGUGGAGCUCCUGUAUAAGAAGUUGAAGGCACAACGGUCCUUGAUGAUUAAGGGAGAGAUGCAGUAUAACCAGAUGCUUGAGAACAUCAGGUUGUUGAAACUGGAGAUCAAGAAGCGGGGCCAAGAGAAGUUCAUUGUGGCCAAAAAAGUGGCUAAUGUCGAAGACCUUCGACGUGAGAUGAAUCACAUACAAAAGGAACUCCUUAAACAACAGACAAUGUGCCGAGCUUUGGAAGAAGACAUUGAAAUUCUGAAGAAUAUACAUAGAUGGAGAAGGCUGGAGGUCAGUGACCCAAGUACCUUCCAGCUGAUCCAGAAGAUUCACUUCUUGCAGAAGUGUCAGAUAAUAAAGAAUAAGGAGUUAGAAGAAAAGGAGCUUUUAUUACAGGAGAAGCAGAAGUUCUAUGUGAAACUGAGGCACAUUGUGGCCCGCCAGCCUGGUCCGGAGGUAACCGAACAACUUCAGCUCUACCAGCAGACACUGAGGGAGAAGACAAAGGAACUCAAGACGCUACAGUCAGACCUGAGCACAUGUCUGGUGCAUAAAAAUGAGCAUAAAAAAAUGAUUGAGAGAUUAGACCAUGAGCUUCAAAUUGUCAAGAAGAAGUACUUUGCUCAGAAGCGCAAAGAGGACCAGUCCAGGGAAAAGGUCAGGAACAUUGGCACAAUAUCAGCCCUACAAAUCCCAUCAGCCCCCAGCCCUUGGGUCCUUCAGCUGCUGGAGACUGUCUUGCUGGUGCCCUUGAACGAACAGAGAGAACCCAUAUUUCUGAAGAACAAACCCAAGGAAACAUUUCAAUGA